Messenger RNA from Perognathus longimembris pacificus (Pacific pocket mouse), 4084 nucleotides. It is a transcript of the gene Hoxb9, whose product is annotated as homeobox B9. The transcript has 2 exons. The record is from RefSeq and is a predicted model, not a curated record. Gene Ontology annotation, biological process: proximal/distal pattern formation; embryonic skeletal system morphogenesis; regulation of transcription by RNA polymerase II. Gene Ontology annotation, molecular function: RNA polymerase II cis-regulatory region sequence-specific DNA binding; DNA-binding transcription factor activity, RNA polymerase II-specific. Bases 1606 to 2358 code for a protein of 250 amino acids. Gene Ontology annotation, cellular component: nucleus. Lineage: Eukaryota; Metazoa; Chordata; Mammalia; Rodentia; Heteromyidae.
UCGACCCGAGGGAAUUUGAUUUGUCCAAGGGCCCUGCCUCCCGGAGCCCCGCUGCUGGAGAGGCGACUGCACCCAGGCAGAAACUGUAGGAGGGGAGGCUGGGAGAAGAGCCAGGAAGCCAGCCUGUGGCCCCCAGGGGAGUCCUGAUCUGGGCCGCAGAGCAGAUUCUAUAAAAUGGACUAUUGGGAAGCUCCUGCUAGCAGAUCCACGGGGAGGGAAAGACAGGAGAAGGGCGUUGUUACACAUGCUGGCCCUUUUCUGGUAUUUGGAAGUUGUACGGAACAGCGAUUGCUGGUGAGAAACACUGGAAAUAACGGUUGAAAAUUUGACCUUUCUUUUCUGGGUGGAAUGGAAGGUCACCCUAGAGCCUUUUACAUGCUAUUUGGGACCCUUUCUUCAUGCUUUGCUCUGAUAACAGAACUUAAUCUUUUAUUUAAUUCCCUCUUGGGGGGGGGUUGGGUCUGGGUAGUUUCUCAAGUGAAGGAAAGGAGAAAUGGCUGCACCCCACACUAGUUCACAAAGACCCAAGAAAUUUGAAGUUGUUCAACGUGAAGACCGGUUAGUUGUAUGAAACACUUUUGUGGGUUUAAGUUCUUGUGAGCCCCUUUGACCUCAGGCUGCUUCUGACUCCUGGACAGACACUGCCUACGUGGAUCGCUGGGAAUACAUGCCAUUUUAUUCCCUGUGCUGCUUACACAGCCGCUGAAGGGUCAGAGGAAAUUCCCAUUCAUGUAAAUCUCCCCCAAUACUGCACCGAUUGCCCCCCCCCCCUCAAAAGCCGGUGACUUCCUAUUAAACCCUAACUUCUCUCCCCUCCAUCCUGUCACUUCAUCUCCUGUGGAUUGCUGUUGCUUAAUAAACAUCUUCUGUCUAGGGGACAGAGGAGAGGAAAUGAGGGCCUGGUGGGGUGGAGUGGGGGUGUUGGGGGGGGGCGGGAAAUCAGGCUGCCUCUUCUUUAAUUAUCCUGUUGGGCCUCUGGAUGCUCCUUAGGUUGGGUUCUCUGCGUCUCUCUCUUCCUCUCCUUCUGUGGUGAUUGCUCUCCCUUCCUCCCUCCCUCUCCCACCCGCCUGGGGAGAGGGCUCCACAGCUUGCGUCCCCGAGGCAGCCCGCUGCUUGCCUCCGCCUCCACUCCGCCCCACGUCGUGAACCUCCAUCCCCCCCCCCCUCUUUCUGCAAAGGCGGGAGGGGCCCGGGGCGGCCCGCAGCUCCGGGCUGAGGUUACGUGGCCGCCGGAGCCCUGACGUGAUAGCACAUUGCAUCAGCAUAAAACAAUCCAUCCUCGAUAUGGAAUGCGGUGCCGACGGAUGACAGCGAGAGCGCAGCCCCCUCGCCCCGAUUGAUUUAUGUCGGAGCUGACGCUUUAUCAGGCAGUCGGAAAAACUUUGACCAAUCAUUUUGCAAGGAGCGCCGAGCCGGUCUGCUCCACUGUACUUUGUUGGCUGAGAAGUUGAGCAGGGGGUGGGGGUGGGAGGGUGGGGGGUUAGUGGGGGGGUCGCGUCCGAAAGCCCUUCACACCGGUCCGGGUGCCACCUCUCCCUGCUCGGGCGCCGCGGCCGCGCGAGCGCUUCCCCUUCCCCCUGCGAGCGUCCGGAUAAUGUCUUGAGAAUGUCCAUUUCUGGGACGCUUAGCAGCUAUUAUGUCGACUCGAUCAUAAGUCACGAGAGUGAGGACGCGCCUCCAGCCAAGUUUCCUUCCGGCCAGUACGCGAGUCCCCGGCAGCCGGGCCACGCGGAGCACCUGGAGUUCCCCUCGUGCAGCUUCCAGCCCAAAGCGCCGGUGUUCGGCGCGUCGUGGGCGCCGCUGAGCCCGCACGCGUCCGGGAGCCUGCCGUCCGUCUACCACCCCUACCUCCAGCCCCAGGGCGUGCCGCCGGCCGAGAGCAGGUACCUCCGCACCUGGCUGGAGCCCGCGCCGCGCGCCGACGCGGCCCCGGGGCAGGGCCAGGCGGCCGUGAAGGCGGAGCCGCUGCUGGGCGCGCCUGGGGAGCUGCUCAAACAGGGCGCGCCCGAGUACAGUUUGGAAACUUCGGCGGGCAGGGAGGCCGUCCUGUCUAAUCAAAGACCCGGCUACGGGGACAAUAAAAUUUGCGAAGGAAGCGAGGACAAAGAGAGGCCGGAUCAAACCAACCCUUCUGCCAACUGGCUGCACGCCCGCUCUUCCCGGAAAAAGCGCUGUCCCUACACCAAAUACCAGACGCUGGAGCUAGAGAAGGAGUUUCUGUUCAAUAUGUACCUCACCAGGGACCGCAGGCACGAAGUGGCCAGACUCCUCAAUCUGAGUGAGAGACAAGUCAAAAUCUGGUUUCAGAACCGGCGGAUGAAAAUGAAGAAAAUGAAUAAAGAGCAGGGCAAAGAGUAAAGUUCCCCCCCCCCUUCCCAGCCCUUCCCCACCUCAUUCUUAUUUAUGUGGUUGGUGGCUGCCCAGCCGGUGCUGCCCGGAUGUAACCCAGUGAAUGGGGAAGGACGGCUGGCCCUCAGGCCCUCAUCUGCACCUGGAGCCUUCCCCCUCUCCUUUACCCUCUCUGUACUUGUCCCUCUCUUCUCUCUGGGUGUCAGGAGGAAGUUUUGCUGUGUUAGAAGCUAGAAGUAGUUGGUUCCUAGGAAAGUGAUGGGUCUUCAGGAAGGAGAGACCCUAGAGAAGCUUCUAGCAUUCCCCCCCCCCUAAAUAAUUUGUUUUCUGGGAAACCCAGUCCUUCACUUCCAGCCUGCCUGUACCCUUCCUGCACCCCUCCAGAAACCACCCAGGGACAUCUCACCUGUCACAGCCCAGCUGAUGCCCCCAAAGAGGAAGCUUGGAGAUCACACUAAUCACGGGAAAUGAAGUCACACCCUAGAAAUAGGCAUGAAGCCCCAAAUCCAGCAGAGCAUCCCUCAAAUCCUUAGGCAAGGUCAGGUUCUAAUUCAGAUGCUAGGAAGGUGUCUGUGGGGGGGGGGGCGCUCCUGAAUGAGGUGUUGCAGCCAGAAGUUUUAGCACUCCAGUAGCAUCCCCCAUGGAUAGACCACUUAUACCCACCCCCCCAGAAUGGGUGUGCUGAUAAAUGAGGAUUCACCCAGCUCCCCCAAGCUGGUGGACUAAAAAGGGGCAAGAGAAGGCAGCCAGCAGUUUAUGAGGGUAUCUUAGGUAGAGAGCCUUCCCCUUACAUACAUUUUGUUGCAGGAAAUGUUUAAUUCUGCAUGUUAUUUCCCUCUGCUUUCAAUGAAGGAGGUCAGACUGUGGGUCAUCAAGCCUUGCUGCUGAUGCCUCCCUCCUCUUCCUCUGUGUGUGUCCCUCUUGAUAAGACCCUAGCUUCUCCUCUGCUCCACCGGCCCUGCAUUCUUCCACCUCCCCCCCAGCUCCCACAUCAGUGCUGUGUUAGGCCAAAUCCACCUGGCACCAGCAAGUCAAGCUUCCCCCUAGUAGAAAAACUCCCUCCACCCUGCUAAGUCAACCCCACUGUAGAAGAGAAGGCCGGAUCAGGAGAGUCUAAUGGAGAAUUUAUUGUGAAUCGAUUUCCCAGCUCCCUUUCUGGAGCCUACUGUUGAUCCGGGACAGGGAGGAGCCAGGGCCCCAGCAGUGCAAAGCGGGUGCAUUUCUUUCAGCAUCCUCAGCUUCCUGCCUAUGCAGAAGAGUCCCCCCCCAGAAUGACCCUCCCCAACCCAGUGCCAAAGGGAGCCAGCCCCAGAGCCAGGCUUUCCUUUCCUGCUGCACCCGCCUAAGGGUGGGUCCUUGCCGCUGGCUGGGUGGUUCUUUUGCAGUCCCGGGUGCAAAGGAAAGAGGCAAAACCGCACCUCUGCGUGGAGCAGAAGCGCAUUUCUCUGCUUCCGUUCUUCCCACGGAUUGCCCUGCCUCCUGGUCCUCUCUGAUUCUGUGGACUCUUUCUCCUGCUUCUCCUGUGACCUGCAAGGGGGGAAAUUCCUGUAGAAUUUGGUUUGGUUUGGUUUUGCUUUUUGUCAGUGGCCGUGGUGAAAUUGUGCUUGUGUUUUGUGAUUUCUUUGGAGAUGAUUGUCUCGCGCCUGUUUUCAGUUGUUGCUUAUAGGGGAGGGUAGAGAGAGGGUGGGGCUGGAGGGGAGGGGAAGGGGGGACCUAGAGCUCUGAAUGUUUGUUU